GUUGUGAGUAGUCGUCUCUGAGGCUCUGGUGGCACAGUUGCAGCUUUGGAGCUAAGCAUGGCCUUCUCUCAGCUCCUUGGCCUACUGCCGUGGCCUUGGUGCCCCCCUCCUCUGGUGGUCAGCUCAGGGCUUCCUCUGCCCAUGCAGUCCCCAGCUGCCACUGCUGAGGGCCUCAGUGGCCCCCUCUUUGGGGCCUACACGUUCCCCACCUUCAAGUUUCAGCCUCGCCAUGAUAGCAUGGACUGGAGACGCAUUAGCACCCUGGAUGUAGACCGCGUGGCCCGGGAACUGGAUGUGGCCACUCUGCAGGAGAAUAUUGCUGGCAUCACCUUCUGCAACUUGGACCGGGAGGUGUGCAGCCGCUGUGGGCAGCCUGUGGACCCGGCACUGCUCAAGGUGCUGCGCCUGGCGCAGCUCAUCAUUGAGUACCUGCUGCACUGCCAGGAUUGCCUGAGUGCCAGUGUUGCCCAGCUGGAGGCACGGCUGCAGACCAGCCUGGGCCAGCAGCAGCGUGGUCAGCAGGAGCUGGGACGCCAGGCUGACGAGCUCAAGGGUGUGCGGGAGGAGAGCCGCCGGCGUCGCAAGAUGAUCAGCACCCUGCAGCAGCUGCUAAUGCAGACAGGCACCCACAGCUACCACACGUGCCACCUGUGUGACAAGACAUUCAUGAAUGCCACCUUUCUCCGGGGCCACAUCCAGCGCAGGCAUGCAGGCGUGGCAGAAGGUGGAAAACAGAAGAAACAGGAACAGCCAGUGGAAGAGGUGUUAGAAGAGCUACGGGCCAAGCUAAAGUGGACCCAAGGGGAGCUGGAAGCCCAGAGGGAGGCGGAGAGGCAGCGGCAGCUCCAGGAAGCAGAGCUCAUUCAUCAGAGGGAAAUAGAAGCUAAGAAAGAAUUUGAUAAAUGGAAAGAGCAAGAGUGGACCAAACUUUAUGGGGAAAUAGAUAAACUAAAAAAAUUAUUUUGGGAUGAAUUUAAAAAUGUCGCCAAGCAGAACUCUACACUAGAAGAGAAACUGCGGGCACUGCAGUCCCACAGUGUGAUGGAGUCCAAGCUGGGAUCACUGCGAGAUGAGGAGUCAGAGGAGUGGCUUCGGCAGGCACGGGAGCUUCAGGCCCUGAGAGAGAAGACAGAAAUUCAGAAAACGGAGUGGAAAAGAAAAGUGAAGGAACUGCAUGAAGAGCACAUGGCUGAGAAGAAAGAGCUACAGGAGGAGAACCAGAGGCUCCAGGCCUCCCUGUCUCAGGAUCAGAAGAAGGCAGCUGCCCAGUCCCAGUGCCAGAUCAGCACCCUCCGUGCCCAGCUGCAGGAACAAGCUAGGAUCAUUGCCUCCCAGGAGGAGAUGAUCCAGUCCUUGUCUCUCAGGAAGGUGGAAGGGAUCCACAAGGUGCCAAAGGCUGUGGACACAGAGGAGGACUCUCCAGAGGAAGAGAUGGAGGACUCCCAGGAUGAACAGCACAAGGUGCUGGCAGCUCUGAGGCGUAACCCCACUUUGCUGAAGCACUUCAGACCAAUCCUGGAGGACACCCUGGAAGAGAAGCUCGAAAGCAUGGGGAUAAGGAAGGAUGCAAAGGGAAUCUCGAUUCAGACUCUCAGACACCUGGAAUCCCUGCUGAGAGUCCAGCGGGAGCAGAAGGCCCGGAAGUUUUCUGAAUUUCUGAGUCUGAGGGGAAAGCUUGUCAAGGAAGUCACCAGCAGAGCGAAGGAGAGACAGGAGAAUGGCGCUGUGGUGUCCCAGCCAGACGGGCAGCCUUCAGAAGAAAAUAAGACUAACAUAGCAAUCCUGUGAGCUCAUGGAAAUUAUUACUUGGACAAGUAUCAAGCAGGUAUUUUGUGCUUAAAAGCAUUGUCAUUUUGGCAUGAAAAUAUGGUAAAAAAAUGUAUUGAUGACCUGGGAAACUAUAAUAUUUAGUUUAAACUUCUGGCCUUAAAAUCUCUAAGGAAAGGACGGUUUUUAUCUUGCAUAGAAAUCUCAGACAGAAGGGUAUUUGUCCUGGUUGCCAAUCUGCCUUUUAUGCUCCAAUUUAAACGUAUAUCCUUUUGCUCAUUCAGUCAAAUGUUCAUUCAUUCAUUUGCCCACUCAUUCAUUUAGUACAGUACUUGCUGAGGUUGACUCUGUGCCAGGGCCUUCCACCUCACCUGGGAAAUCAGCCAGGACCAGGUGAUGUGAUGGAGCCAAGCAUGGGGGUGGUGGGAGCUCAGAGGAGGGAGGGGACAGGGACUUGGGGAGGAUGAAUGGAAAAACCCUCGGAAUGCUGGCUUCCAAGAGAAAGCAAAGGUAUCUUGCUCCUUCUAGGUGCUACGCCCCACCCACUCCCACACACCUUUGUUCCUGUAGUAAAAAAGCCAGGAGGGAGAGCCCCCUUCGCAGCCUUCCCUUUCCCUGGCCCUGGGGUUCUGCCUUCUCUGGAGAUGUUACUGAGUUGUGAGAUGAGCGCUGUGUUUUUGUGGCAUUUUGUAGACCUUUCCUUCCAGCUCUGCACCUUUAUUCUUUUCCUGGGUCCCACAAGUGCUGUCUUAAUGCUCACCUCCCAUUUCUGCUUGGACCCUGCCUCUUCUGUGGCCUGGGCAAGGCUGUGGGAAGUAGCGGUGAGGGCCCAAGAUUAGGGCAGACAGACAACCUGGGUUUGUAUUCACCACUUUCUUCCGUGGAGCUGAGGGCAAGCCUCUGUAGGGAAAAUGAUAGCCUCUGAAGAUGCUCGGGGGCCAAGUGGUUGUAUGUAAAGUGCUUUUCUUAGUAUCUGGUACACAGUCAUGGGAAGCUAUUGUUAUUUUCCCCCAGCAGGCUUGUCUUUGUCUUCCCCUUCUCUUCAGUUCACUCUUUCCUGGAAGCUCCACUUCUGAGUAGACACAUUCACUGAGAGCAGUGCAUAGCUGGCCCUUGAACAAUGCAGGGGUCAGGGGCGCAAACCCCCCAUGCAGUUGAAAAUUUGCGUGUAACUUUUGACUGCCCCAAAACUUAACUACUCAUAGCCUACUGUUGACCAGAAGUCUUACCGACAAUAUGGACUAUUAACACACAUUUUGUAUGUUAUAUGAAUUAUAAGCUGUAUUAUUACAAUAAAGUAAGCUAGAGAAAAGAACAUGUUAUUAAGAAAAUCACAAGGAAGAGCAAAUAUGUUUACUAUUCAUUAAGGGGAAGUGGAUCAUCAUAAAGGACUUCAUCCUUGUUAUCUUUGUGUUGAGUAGGCUGAAGAGGAGGAGGAAGAGGAGGGGUUGCUCUUGCUGUCUCACGGGUGGCAGAGUCGGAAGAAAAUCCACGUAUAAGUGGACCCAUGGCUGUUCAACCCCACGUUGUUUCGGGGUCAACUGUAUUUCAAACAUUUUCUGAUCUUGAAUUACUGUAAGAAACUCAUUUUACAUUGUGACCCAAUCCACACAUGUCUGACUCCCUGUGAUGCACUCUCUCUCUUCUCUUCCCAUAAAAACUUGCUGAUCCGGGACCGCUCUUGUGGCUAUAGGUCUUGAUGCAAUUUGGAAAACAGAGGGGCUGUGUCCAAUUGCCUGCCUUGGUACUGCCUUGCCCCAGACUGCAUUUGGGAGGAGGUUUGAGUGGAUCUUGAUGGUUCAUGCAGUCCUGCGGCGACCUCUGGUGGCAGUGGGGUCUUCCUGCAGGACUGCCUGCAGUGCAGCGGCUGUAGCGUGGGUUGGGGAGAGGGUAGCAGCCUUGGUGAAGUCCAUCUAGGACUACUGAGCCCCUCUUCAGGCCCGCGGACUCCUGCUGGUCUUCAGUAAUGACAACACGACCCUGGAGCACCCAGCUGCUCUCCUGGUCUCUGAUGAAACUGUGGAACUGUGGUCCUAGCCUCGAAUCUGGCCAGCAGAACACCUGAUUUGGCAACAGUCAUGAAAUCUGCUGUGGUUAUUACAGCACGGAGAGGGAGUAAUUGUUCAUUUCCAGGGUGUUGGAGCCACUUUCUCCCUCCUCUUAGGCUUGAGAUCCAGCAUGGGUGUACUCCAAAAAUCAUUCCUUUCUGUGU
Homo sapiens (human) is the source of this 3979-nucleotide messenger RNA. RefSeq names its product DAZ interacting zinc finger protein 1 like (gene DZIP1L). Gene Ontology annotation, biological process: cilium assembly. NCBI's taxonomy places the organism in Eukaryota, Metazoa, Chordata, Mammalia, Primates, Hominidae. Gene Ontology annotation, cellular component: centriole. Bases 58 to 1788 code for a protein of 576 amino acids. The transcript has 13 exons. The record is from RefSeq and is a predicted model, not a curated record.